AUGGAGGCUCAGUCACGCGCCGAGCGAGCUCGAUCGAUGGCUCCGUCCAUGGCGAGGGCGUCUCCGUCCAUAGAGAGGAAGCGCAAGGCCACCGAGGACAUAGACGCCGUCGCUCCCGACCCGUCGGUGGCGGUGGCGGGCAUGACGGUGGCCGCGGCGCCGCAGCCGCCGAGGGGGAGGAAGCGGUUCGUCGGCGUGCGGCAGCGGCCGUCGGGGCGGUGGGUGGCGGAGAUCAAGGACACCAUCCAGAAGAUCCGCGUGUGGCUCGGCACCUUCGACACCGCCGAGGAGGCCGCGCGUGCCUACGACGAGGCGGCGUGCCUCCUCCGCGGCGCCAACACGCGCACCAACUUCUGGCCGCGCCCCUCGCCGCCUCCGGCGGCGGCGGCGGCGGCCGUUGUCGCUGUCCCGCCACCGGAGCCGGCGCCGGUGGCGCCGGCGCUGCCGUCCAAGGUCACCAACCUGCUCCUGCUUCGGCUCAAGGCUCGCAACCAGCAGCUCGUCAGCGCCGGCGCCGCCGCCGGGGCGCCGCGGGAAGAUGAUUUGGUGGUGCACCAGCAGCAGCAGAGGCAGAGGCCGUCGCCGUCGCCGUUGCCGUUGUCGUGUCAGGAAGUGUUUGUCCAUGGCCACGGCGAGGAGUACAGCUUCCACGUCGACGACUUCCUGAGCGACGAGUGCAGCAACGAGCAAUCCGGCAACAGCUCGCAGGAACUGGACGACGACGACGACGGCGAGGAGGUAGAAGAGGAGGAUGAGCUGGACUUCCAGUUCAUGGACGCGCCGGACGCGUCGACGACAGCGGGGCUAGGCGAGGUGGGCGUGCUGUGCUCGCCGUUCGACGUGGUCGCCGCGGAGCUCGGCGGCGCGGUGGAGGCCGACGGCGAGCCGGCGACGGCCGUGCACGACGCCAUGAGGCAGAUGGACUACGAGAGGAAGAUCUCGGCGUCGCUCUACGCGCUCAGCGGCGUGUCCGAGUGCCUCAGGAUCCGUGCCGGCGCCGCGCGGGAGCAGCUCUCCGGCCUGAGGGAGGCUUGCCGGAAGAAGCAGCAAGAAGCGGCGGCGCAGCAGCAGCAGCAGCAAGAACCAUCUCGAUCUCCUGCCAUAGAAGCAUCAGCAGCAGCAGCAGCAGAGGAUGGCAAGGCAGGUCAAGACGACAGCUCAGGCGGCGCGUCGGAGGCGGCGAGCGGCGGCGACGGCGACGUGCUGAUGUGGAGCUCGCUGGACUUGGCUCCGAUCUGCCACAUGGCAUAGCUUGGUUUGGAGGCUCCAAUGUUUGAUGAUAUAUUAGCACCUUACUUAGGUUGUGGAAUUAAUUCCUUGGUGACAUGCAUGGUUGAUGAUGGCAAACACUGGCCAUUACCCUUGCUUUGCUUACCUUACCCAUUUGUUUUCUUCUACACCAAAAAUAAAAGUUCAGAUAUCCUCUGAUCAUAGUCAUAGAUUGAAAUAGUUUUUAUGUUGGGUCAUCAGAUGUGAAAUACAAUACUGCCUUCAUUUCAAAA
Oryza brachyantha (malo sina) is the source of this 1502-nucleotide messenger RNA. Its product is annotated as ethylene-responsive transcription factor ERN1-like. The transcript has 2 exons. Gene Ontology annotation, molecular function: DNA binding; DNA-binding transcription factor activity. The record is from RefSeq and is a predicted model, not a curated record. Lineage: Eukaryota; Viridiplantae; Streptophyta; Magnoliopsida; Poales; Poaceae. Gene Ontology annotation, biological process: regulation of DNA-templated transcription. The coding region runs from base 1 to 1251 and encodes 416 amino acids.